GCACCACACACGAUUUUACGACCCUGCCCCCGCUCCCCCCUCCACCUGCGCAGGCAGAUCUUUUCCUCCUCCGCCCUCUCCUCCGAUCACGCCACCGAUCCGGCGGGGCGAAGAUGGAGAGCUCGACCGCGGCGGAGGAGGAGCGGGGGCUCGCGGCGUCGCUGACGGCGCGGUACUCGGACUGGGUGGCGGAGGAGCUGGACGAGCUGGGGGGCAGCUUCCUGCUCACGGACCCGGCCAUGCCGGGCCACCCCAUCGUCUACGCCUCGCGCGGCCUGCCCGCGCUCACGGGCUACCCGCGCCGCGCCGUGCUCGGCCGCAACGCGCGCCUCUUCCAGGGCGCCGCCACCGACCGCGCCGCCGUCGCCGGCCUGCGCGAGGCCGUGCGCGCCCAGCGCGCGCACCAGGUCGCCAUCCUCAACUACCGCCGCGACGGCGAGCCCCACUGGGUGCUGCUCCACGUCGCGCCCGUAUUCCACGCCGCCGACGGGACGGUGCUCCACUUCCUAGCCGUCCAGGUGCCCAUCGCCGCAGCGCCGCGACGGGCCGCGUGCCGCGGACCCGCGCUGUUCGCGGCGUGCCGGGAGGAGGCCAGGGUGGAGGAGGAGCUGCCCUGCGCCACCCACGCCGGGGAGGUGUUUGUGGAUAUCGAUAAGAGAGGUUUGGAGACAACAAGAUGGCUGGAGGCCGAGGAACCUCGUGUAGCUAGCGGUUGUGAUAAAGAGAAGGCUCUGAGCACAGCUAGUAGCAUCUUCUCUGCACUGAACCGCUAUAGCAAACUAACUGGUUUAGUGGUUUGUGGGAAGAGAUGUGAUUCUGUUGGUAUCCCGGCACUCAGCUCUUCCUUAAAUCUCUCUCUCGGUAGAAUCAAACAAAGCUUUGUAUUGACUGACCGCCAUUUGCCUGACAUGCCGAUAGUCUACGCUAGUGAUGCUUUUCUAUCACUAACAGGUUACUCUAGAGAAGAAAUAUUGGGCUGUAACUGCAGAUUCUUAAGUGGUCCAGACACCAGUGUGGAUGUUUUAGAGGAGAUAAGUCGGCAUAUUUGUUGUGAGCAGGCUUGCACAGUACGUCUACUGAACUACAGGAAAGAUGGGAGCACAUUCCGUGAUCUGCUACAAGUAUCUCCUAUUCGAAACGCAUCAGGCAAGGUUGGUUUACAUCCUUUUCAGGUCUUUCCUGGAAGCCAUGGUGCUUCUUAUGCAUCUGCUUUGUAUAAUGCUGAACUGAACAAUAACCACAACAUAAUUGCUUUUGUGGUAAGCCUAUGUUAUUUGAUUCAUGAUCUUCUGAACUUUCAAGUCGAACAGAUUAAUAAAGUAUUUGAACUUUCAAGUUGUAUUGACUACAGGUAGAUAUGCUGCUCUUACAGUACAUGCAAAACCUUCUGACUUACAGUUGCAUAUUCAGGUCGCAUUUCAUGUGUGGGUUCACCUUGAUGAGAGCGCGAAGUGUGAUUUUAAUGGGUUGACCCCUGAGAUAUGGCAGCUGGGUGCUGUUGGUGCGGUGAGGGUUGCAGUCAGAAGCUUGUCUGCGUCAGGUAGCCUGUUGAGACCGGCCCAAUAGUGUUUUCCGAUUUUUGCCACGUCGGUGUUUCUAUGUAAAGUAAUUGCUAAGCAAAAGAGAUUAUAGUGCACAUCACAGGAAAAAUGGCAGGUAAAUAUGUGAAGUUGUGACUUUGUAAUCAUGCAGAAUGAAUGGAAAUGAGGGAAAUAGUUCAA
Molecule: messenger RNA, 1721 nt
Organism: Lolium rigidum
Lineage: Eukaryota; Viridiplantae; Streptophyta; Magnoliopsida; Poales; Poaceae
Product: protein TWIN LOV 1-like
Exons: 7
Coding region: 114-1355 (413 amino acids)
Cellular component (GO): nucleus
Source: RefSeq, a predicted model, not a curated record